UUUUAUGAUGUAAAGAUGUGUAAGACUUGCUGUACAACUUUUUUUUCCAGAUGCAUAUGUAUAAAUCACCUCAAAGCAAAUGGAGUUCUGAAUAAAGGAGAGAGCCUGGUCUCAAGUAAUGGAUACUUCAGAGCUACCUUUCAAACGGAUGGCAAUUUUGUCGUCUAUACAGGAACUGGGAAGCCUCUCUGGGCAACUGGAACAGCAGGAAAAGUAGAUGCAGCUAAACUGAUUUUGCAGAGAGACAACAAUCUGGUAAUAUAUACAUAUGGUGGCAGAGCAAUAUGGGCAUCGAAUUCAGUAAGGCCUUACCACAGUGACUGUAUCAUGGUUAUGCAAGAUGAUGGGAAUUUGGUGAUUUACCGAACAUCACAUGCCACAACACCUAUUGAUGCUAUCUGGGCCACAGGAACUAGUCAGAAGUGAUGUUGUCAUAGAGG
Molecule: messenger RNA, 440 nt
Organism: Protopterus annectens (West African lungfish)
Lineage: Eukaryota; Metazoa; Chordata; Ceratodontiformes; Protopteridae
Product: mannose-specific lectin-like
Exons: 2
Coding region: 16-426 (136 amino acids)
Source: RefSeq, a predicted model, not a curated record